GUAAAGAUUCCAACAUCUCAUCUCUUGACAAGCAUCUCCACCAUCUUAGAUAUUUUCUACAAAUAUUGUGGCCAAGAUGAGGAAUGUGACACAAUGAGCCAAAGUGAACUGAAGGAAAUUCUGGAAAAUGAGUUGCAAUGUAUUCUGAAGAAUCCUGGAGAUCCUGAUACAGUGGAUGUAAUCAUGCUUAAUCUGGAUUGGGAUCAUAAUAGAAGAAUAGAUUUUACUGAGUUCCUGUUGAUGAUAUUCAAACUGACAAUGGCAUACAACAAAGCUUUCAAGAAAGAGUACUGUCAUGGUCAUCAUGAGGAUCAUCCAGAAAGUGAUGAAGAGGGAGAACAAAAACAGGAGAAAUCAGAAUCUAGAAACUCAAGAAGGGAGAACGAGGAAGAAGAUAGAACAUCCAGAACUGGACAAUCACAAGAAAGACGGAAAUCCGGAGAACAAUACGAAAUGGGCAUUGAGGACACAAAGCAACACAAUAGGAAAAAAUAUAGAUGCAAAAGUAGUAAAGAAAAUGAAUCAAAAAAAGAAAGACAUUCAACAACAUGGCCCAGUCCGGGUUCAGGCUCAGAACCCUGCUCAGGAUCAGGAUCAGCUGCCAGCUCUGGCUCAGAAUCUGACUCAGAAUAUAGUUCAAGUCAAUCUUCAGGCUCUAAGAACCAGGGCUCUAGCUCAGGAAACUCUUCCAGUUCUGGCCAAUAUGGCUCAGGCUCUGGUUGGGGUUCUAGGCAGUCAUCUCAGUCAGGCCAACAUGGCUCAGGAUCAGGUUGGUCAUCUAGCAGCCAGAGGCAUGGAUCUAGUUGUGGUGACAGGUCCAACAGAUGGGGAAGUCAAGGGAACAGUUCCAGUUCCCAGCAAUGCUCCAGCUCUGGAAGACAUAGCUCAGGCUCCGGUUCUGGCUCGGGAUCCUACUCAGGAUCUAGCUCUGGCUCAAAAUCUGGAUCAGAAUCUGGAUCAGGUAAAUCUUCAGGGUCUAAGCACCAGGGCUCUGGCUCAGGUCACUCUUCUAGUUCUGGAAGACAUGGCUCAGGCUCUGGCUCCAGUUCCAGGAAGUCAUCUCAGUCUGGCCAACAUAGCUCAGGCUCAGGUCAGUCAUCUAGCAGCCAGGGCCAUGGAUCUAGUUCAGGUGGCAGGUCCAGCAGUAGGGGAGGACAUGGACACAGUUCCAGUUCCCAGCAAUCCUCCAACUCAGGCAGACAUGGCUUGGGCUCCGUCUCUGGCUCUGGAUCCUGCUCAGGAUCAGGUUCAGGCGCCAGCUCUAACUCAGAAUCUGGCUCAGAAUAUGGUUCAAGUCAAUCUUCAGGCUCUAAGCAACAGGGCUCUAGCUCAGGUCACUCUUCCAGCUCUGGCCAACAUGGCUCGGGCUCCAGCUCUGGCUCUGGAUCCUGGUCAGGAUUAGGGUCAAGCUCCAGCUCUGGCUCAGAAUCCGGCUCAGAAUAUGGUUCAAGUCAAUCCUCAGGCUCUAAGCACCAAGGCUCUGGCUCAGGUCACUCUUCCAGCUCUGGCCAACAUGGCUCAGGCUCUGGCUCUGGUUCCAGGCAAUCAUCUCAGUCUGGCCAACAUGGCUCAGGUUCAGGUCAUUUGUCUGGCAGCUAGAAGCAUGGAUCUAGUUCUGAUGACAGAUCCAGCAGUAUUGGAAGACAAGGGCACAAUUCCAGUUCCCAACAGUCAUCCAGCUCAGGCCAACAUGGCUCAGGCUCCGGCUUUGGCUCGGGAUCCGGCUCAGGAUCUAGCUCUGACUCAGAAUCUGGAUCAGAAUCUGGAUCAUGUAAAUCUUCAGGCUCUAAGCACCAGGGCUCUGGCUCCAGUCGGUCAUCUAACAGCCAGGACCAUGGAUCCAGUUCAGGUGGCAGGUCCAGCAGUAGGGGAAGACAAGGGCACAGUUCCAGUUCCCAACAGUCAUCCAGCUCUGGAAGACAUGGCUCAGGCUCAAGCUCUGGUUUGGGUUCCUGAUCAGGUUCAGGCUCCAGCUCUGGCUCAGAAUCUGGCUCAGAAUCUGGUUCAAGUCAAUCUUCAGGUUCUAAGAACCAGGGUUCUAGCUCUGGUCACUCUUCCAGCUCUGGAAGACACAGCUCAGGCUCUGGCUCUGGUUCCAGGCGGUCAUCUCAGUCUGAUCAACAUGACUCAGGAUCAGGUCGGUCAUCUAGCAGCCAGGGCCAUGGUCUAGUUCAGGUGGCAGGCCUGGCAGUAGGAAGACAAGGGCACAGUUCCAGUUCCAGAAAGUUCUCCAACUCUGGACAUGGCUUGGGCUCCGGCUCUUACUCAGUUUCUGCCUAUGGCUCCAAGCAGUCAUCCAGCUCUGGGAAGUGUGGCUCACAAUCUCACUUUCUCUGGUCGAGAGGGGUCUGUGUCAGGUCAGUCAUCUAA
This is a messenger RNA of Sarcophilus harrisii (Tasmanian devil), 2370 nucleotides long. Its product is annotated as hornerin-like. Gene Ontology annotation, cellular component: cornified envelope; keratohyalin granule. Gene Ontology annotation, biological process: establishment of skin barrier. NCBI's taxonomy places the organism in Eukaryota, Metazoa, Chordata, Mammalia, Dasyuromorphia, Dasyuridae. Gene Ontology annotation, molecular function: transition metal ion binding. The record is from RefSeq and is a predicted model, not a curated record.